CAAAACCGAAAUUUGCAGUUGCCACGAAAUUCCUCCCUCCUAUUCUGCUCUCACAAAAGAGUGUAAACUAUGGAAGAGGAGGCCUGGGAAGGACUCGAAGUCGACGAUUCCGAUCUUCGUUCUCUCCUCCAACCUUGCAAGCGCCUCCGCCACGACAAAAGUAACGGUAUCUCUUCCACCCCCGCCUCUUCAAACCCCCCCUUCACACCUUUCUCUGCACCUGCUCAAAUAUCGGAAGGCGUAAACUGCAAUUCUCUCCUGCAAACCGCGUCAACCCAUCCUCCGCCACAGUCACACCGCAUCCCUGGUCCAGCCGCAGUCGUACAAUCUGCGAUGCACCAGAGGGAUUUAGACCGCCAAUUUCGCGAGUCCUCGUUGUCUCGAGACGGGAAUCCCAUUCCCACUCAGGAUUAUGUAAGGAAGGCAAUUGAAGGUUAUUCGGAAUUCGACUAUGAUUUCAAAUCCAAUGCCUGGGUUUGCGCCCUUCAUUUUAUCCGUGAAGUGUCUGGAAUCACUACUUUGAAGUCAAUCACGAAAUGCAUGUCUAGAGUAGAGAAGGUUGUGGCUGUAAUAAAGACUUCUAAACCAAAUGGACUAGGUGGUCUGAUGGUAACUCUGAAGGACCCCACAGGUACCAUUACCGCUAGCAUUCAUCCAAAAGUGCUCGGUGAGGAUUUGCAUCUUUCAUUCAUUUCCUUUUACUUGGUAUUGACUCUCGACAGUGCUCUUUUUCUAGGUUGCUGUAUUUGCACCAUCAAGGUCAGCAGUUUGUCUUAAUAUAACCAUCAGAAAUCUGGAAAAGGUGUUCCCCGAGGAUAGAGAUUGUCUACCAACAAAUGCUGAGAAAUGUGAUGAUGCGCGCGUAGAUGUGGGAGAAAUGGAUAAGGAUGACGCAUUUCCAUGCAACAACACACUACAAAGUACGACACAACUUGUUGUUGUUGAGAAGGAAUCUGUGAAUUUUAGAGAAGGAUCUGUGAAAGGAAUUGAAGAAAUCAUAAAAAUGACGACUACCCAUGCUAAACAGUCAGGGGGAGCCAAUAAAAUUACAGAAAGCUCGCCGAAGAACCACCUGGGAGAAUCUCAGAAAACCGGGGAAGUUCAUUGCCCAACGCAUGCUAGUCAGCAAGAGUUUAAGGAAGCAAAUAAAGUUGUGAGCAAAGCUCAGCCAGUGGUUUCAAUGACUCAAUACCCAGAGUGGACUGAUGAACAGCUCUUAGAACUUUUUGCUGGUGAUGAAAUGGAUGAGUAAGGUUCCUUUUGUUUCUUCUAUAUUAACAAAGGAAAGAAGGAAGCUGAGGCUUAUGGAUUUCUCUGAUUCUUUUUUGUAAAUUCUGCUCGAGAACUCUGUCAGAAGUCAUAAAUUUUCUAUAAAAGCUCUCAUUUGUAAUUAGUUCUUAUUAGUAUAUUCACCCCUGUGUUGUGCGGGAGCGUGGCA
Cuscuta europaea is the source of this 1438-nucleotide messenger RNA. The record is from the annotation of a GenBank genome assembly. Lineage: Eukaryota; Viridiplantae; Streptophyta; Magnoliopsida; Solanales; Convolvulaceae.